This is a messenger RNA of Drosophila suzukii, 575 nucleotides long. It is a transcript of the gene RpS25, whose product is annotated as ribosomal protein S25. Gene Ontology annotation, molecular function: structural constituent of ribosome. The record is from RefSeq and is a predicted model, not a curated record. Gene Ontology annotation, cellular component: cytosolic small ribosomal subunit. Lineage: Eukaryota; Metazoa; Arthropoda; Insecta; Diptera; Drosophilidae.
UCGAUAGGCAGGUCUGCUACCCUAUACGAUGGUUGGUAACUCUGGCCGUUUCCGCCCUCCAUCUUUCUGCAUUGACUUUUCACGAUGCCGCCUAAGAAGGACGCGAAGUCUUCGGCCAAGCAGCCGCAAAAGACACAGAAGAAGAAGGAGGGAUCCGGCGGCGGCAAGGCCAAGAAGAAGAAGUGGUCCAAGGGAAAAGUCAGGGACAAGCUGAACAACCAGGUGCUGUUCGACAAGGCUACCUACGAGAAGCUGUACAAGGAAGUGCCCGCCUACAAGCUGAUCACCCCCUCGGUGGUCUCUGAGCGUCUGAAGAUCCGCGGCUCCCUGGCCAAGCGUGCUCUGAUCGAGCUGCGCGAGAAGGGUCUGAUCAAGCAGGUUGUGCAGCAUCAUUCCCAGGUCAUCUACACACGUGCCACCAAGGGUGAUGAGGCGUAAAUGUUUUACCUUUUGCCCAUCUCGCAAAUCCGUGGCUGCAUUCGCUUUACAAAAGGACUCUGAUUGUAUUCGAGAGCACUACGAUGCCGCUGUGUGUGAAAUGUUGAAUAAACUUGCUUUCUUAUUGAUGUAAGGGA